AUGCCACCCACAUCCAUCAUCCACGUCCCCCACCUCGGCGGUAUAACAGCCUCGUACCGCCUCUCGCAACCCUACAACGCCAAACUCCCCACCCUCGUUCUCAUAAACUCCUUUACUACCUCCUCGGCCCUCUACGACAAUGCCUUUUCCACGCCCGCACUAACAUCUACCAUGAACCUCCUUGCCAUCGAGCUCCUCGGCCACGGCGGCACACGUGCACACAAGACGGACAAUUGGACGUACUGGGACACGGCGAUUAUGAAUCUGCAAGUCAUGGAGAAGUUGGGGGUUGAGCGGGCGUUUGUGUUGGGGACGAGUCAGGGGGGUUGGGUUACGGUGCGGAUGGCGCUUUUAGGGGGUGACAAGAUCCAAGGCAUAAUCCCCCUUGGAACAUCCCUAGACUCUGAAUCCCCCCGUUCCCGUGACCUGGGCUGCUGGCACGCCGUCGAACCCCUUGCCGAGCGCAUCACAGGCGAGUUCGGACCUUCUGCUGCUGGUGAUGGUUUCGCGCCCAGCAAGGACUUUGUUGAUUUCCUCGUUGAUGUCGGUUUCGGGAAGGCGUGUCCAGAGGAUGUGAGACGCUUUUGGGAGCAGGAGAUCAAGAGGAAUUAUCAGGGCGAGGAGGGAAGGAAGAGGAUUCGCAUGGCGGCGAUUAAUUUGAGGGAUAGGGAUGGGCUGCAUUUGAGGUUAGAAGAUGUGAGGUGUCCGGUGCUCUGGUUGCAUGGAACGGACGAUGCGGUAUACUCUGUUGCAAAUGCAAAGGAAGAGAUCCAAUUAUUUACCAAUUCGCCCGAGGCAAGGCUAGAGGUUAUCCAGGGCGGACAGCAUUUCCUCAGUGCUUCGAAUCCAAAGGAGGUGAAUGAGCAUGUCGUAGCUUUUGUGAACAAGUACAACAAAGCUGGGCCCUUACUAUAG
Molecule: messenger RNA, 915 nt
Organism: Pyrenophora tritici-repentis Pt-1C-BFP
Lineage: Eukaryota; Fungi; Ascomycota; Dothideomycetes; Pleosporales; Pleosporaceae
Source: RefSeq, a predicted model, not a curated record